Messenger RNA from Racocetra fulgida, 516 nucleotides. The record is from the annotation of a GenBank genome assembly. NCBI's taxonomy places the organism in Eukaryota, Fungi, Glomeromycota, Glomeromycetes, Diversisporales, Gigasporaceae.
AUGAAUAGUAUACAAGACCCAGAGACACCAAAAGAACGUCAAAAUCAUCUUGCUAGAGAAUCUUAUGCAAGGCAAAGAUUAUUGCUCACCACAGAACAACUUGAUUAUCAAUAUGCUCAACAACAUAAUAUUUAUAGAAGUCAUACAGAAGCAGAAUCAAAUGAACAAGCUGAAUAUCAACGUAAAUCUAGAUGUACAGCAUAUAUUAAUUCUAAUAAUGCUGCCCAUAUACAUAUAUAUAACACUAAUUCUGUUUUACAGCACUCUGGUGAUGCACUUGCACCAGUUUUUAGUAUCUGUUGUGCAAAUGGCAAAGUAAAUCUGUCAGCAAUCAAUCAACCACCUGAGCUUUUACUUUCAUUACUUGCUGGAGAAGAUAGCAGAUCACAUAAACAAUUAACUUAUAGACAAAGCAUAAUGCCUGAGCUUGAUCUUACAAUUCUUGAACAACUUCAAGAAAUGUUACAUGCUGUUAAUCUAAAUGUUCAUAUUUUCAACAAAUUGCAUAUAUUUUGA